This is a messenger RNA of Saccostrea cuccullata (small rock oyster), 2772 nucleotides long. Its product is annotated as sodium/myo-inositol cotransporter-like. The coding region runs from base 203 to 2302 and encodes 699 amino acids. The transcript is spliced from 16 exons. The record is from RefSeq and is a predicted model, not a curated record. Gene Ontology annotation, cellular component: plasma membrane. Gene Ontology annotation, molecular function: D-glucose:sodium symporter activity. Gene Ontology annotation, biological process: myo-inositol transport; inositol metabolic process; transmembrane transport. NCBI's taxonomy places the organism in Eukaryota, Metazoa, Mollusca, Bivalvia, Ostreida, Ostreidae.
ACACACGUACAAGGACUACUUCGUUAGGGAUGGGGUUUAAAACGGUGGAGACCCCACUACCUACUUCAUACAUUUGUGAACCUGACGGUUUAUCCAACCUCCAGUUGAUAUGCUCCACUUCAUUUCAUGUAAACAGAACGAAGAAAGGGGGCGACUCUCAGCAUAAAAAUUAGGACUUUAUAAAGAGGCAAAGAAGGACAUCAUGGGGGACAAAAGCGAAGCGUACUAUAAUUUCAAAGCAAAUUACAAUCUCCAUACGGACACUGGCCUCAGUGGUGGUGACAUAGGAGUUGUCAUUGCAUACUUCAUUGUCAUCAUCAUAGUGGGGGCAUUUGCAAUGUACAGAGCAAACAGACAGACAGUUGGCGGUUAUUUCUUGGCGGGAAGGUCAAUGCUUUGGUUACCUGUCGGUGCUUCGUUGUUUGUGAGUAACAUUGGAACAGAACAUUUCAUUGGACUGGCAGGAUCCGGGGCAGGCAAUGGGAUCAGCGUUGGUGCCUGGGAAUUUAAUGCAAUAUUGCUGCUUCAAUUGCUCGGAUGGAUUUUUAUACCUGUGUACAUAGCUUGUGGGACGUACACAAUGCCUGAAUACCUCUCUAAGCGAUUUGGCGGGAAACGGCUUCGAAUCUACUUUGCUGUUCUAUCACUUAUUUUGUACAUUUUCACAAAAUGUUCUGGAGAUCUUUUCACUGGAGCACUCUUCAUUCAGCAGUCUCUGAGAUGGGACUUAUAUCUCAGUAUCGUUAUUCUGGUGUUUGUUACGGGACUUAUGACUAUAACAGGUGGUCUUACUGCUGUCAUCUAUACAGAUACUAUUCAAGCCUUUCUUAUGGUUGGUGGUGGAUUAACAUUAAUGGGACUAGCUUUUAAGGAUGUCGGUGGAUACGAUGGUAUGGUUAGAGGUUACCAGAAAGCCAUGACAAACGAGAGUUAUCAGAUACCGAAUGCUACCUGCCACCUACCGGACAAAAACGCAUUCCGGAUGUUGAGAGAAGCGGAUGAUGAUUACAUGCCGUGGGCGGGAUUCUUGCUUGGUCAGACACCUGGAUCCAUCUGGUACUGGUGUGCCGAUCAGGUUAUCGUACAAAGGUUACUUGCAGCAAAAAGUAUUUCCCAUGCUAAAGGAGCAACACUAAUGGCGGGCUUCAUCAAGAUCCUUCCACUGUUUAUGAUGGUUAUGCCGGGGAUGAUCAGUAGAAUCAAAUACCCAGAUGAAGUUGCUUGUGUGGACAGAGACAUCUGUUACGAAGUCUGUCAAUCUUAUGCUGGAUGUACGAAUAUCGCCUAUCCCCGUCUGGUGCUAGGAAUUAUGCCAGAGGGUUUACGUGGGUUAAUGAUGGCGGUAAUGAUUGCUGCUUUGAUGAGUGAUCUCGACUCCAUUUUCAACAGCGCCUCUACUCUUUUCACUAUUGAUAUUUACAAAAGAAUCCGUAAGACUGCCAGUGUCCAAGAACUUAUGAUAGUAGGAAGGAUCUUUAUCGUAGUGAUGAUCGGGGUGUCCAUUGCAUGGGUCCCCAUUUUGAAGGAAACACAAGGGGGUCAGGUGUUUAUUUAUAUUCAGGAAAUAACUAAUUACCUGGCACCACCUUUUGCUGCUGUCUUCUUAUUGGCUGUACUAGUGCCCAUGGUCAAUGAAAAGGGUGCCUUUUGGUCUUUAAUGAUCGCGUUAUUAGCGGGUGUGAUCCGUAUGAUACUAGUGUAUGUGUACAAUGAUAGCAGCGGUGACUGUCUCAAACCCGAUACCCGUCCAGCAAUAUUGAAGAAUUUUCACUACAUGUACUUUGCUGUAUUAAUCACACUAAUGACAGCUCUGUUUGCUAUUGUCAUUAGUUAUUUCACUGGAAGGCCCACCGAAGAACAGCUCUUUCGAACAACGUACUGGACAAGACAUGCCAAAUCCAAAAACAACAAAGACGGUGUGGGCGGAGAGUUUGACAAUAUUGGAAUGUCUAUGUCGGAUAUAAAUGAAAAAGGAACAAGUAAUGGGACAAACAAACGUCAUGUUUUUAAUGUAGAAGAUGCAGAUUUAAAAAAGUACAGGGAUCCUUAUUUAGAUCAACAACAACUAGACCAACAGGACUCAGAUGAAAGUUCCUGUAAGGCUUUAUUAUUAAAAUAUCUAUGCGGAGCAGGAAAAGGUAACGAGGAGGAAGAUCUUAAAUUGAAAGAGCACAUGGCAAAGGUAGCAGAGCUAAAGCAAGACAAGAUAGCUGCAAUAUUUCUGAACAUUGGUCUUGUCUUCAUCCUGAUGAUCGGUGCUUUUCUUUACUUUUUCUGGUCGUAUUGGAAAUAUGAGCCGUAAAAAGCGUCAUGUUCUACGUUAUUUUAACAACGGUGUUUGAAUGAAGUUUUUAUCCUGACCACAGUAAAUGAGACGUCCCAUGGUUACAUGUUGAAAAAAAAUUGACCUUACGUCUUCCUAUAUUCUUUAAUUUCUGUGAACGUGGUCUACAUUCAUUUGUAAACUAUGCAAUUUACAUAUUUUUAUUUCUGUAUAAACUACAUGAUUACCUAACAAAUAAUUUCACAGAGGUUUCAGUUAUCUCAAACAUAUCUAAAGCUUAAGUUUUCUAGUUAUGUAUGUAUACAUUCUAUUCUAUUUUAUGAAUAGUGUCAUUGUAAUAUGUUACUACAUGUAUAUAUAGUAUCUUUUCUUGCACGCAAUCUUUUUUAUUGUUGCAUUGUGUUAGAAUUGUAUGUAUUUGUAUUACACUCUACCAGUUAUGUAAGCAGACAACAAAUAUGUGAUUAAGACAUAAAAUGAUGCUUUAA